Messenger RNA from Truncatella angustata, 3726 nucleotides. RefSeq names its product ras guanine nucleotide exchange factor domain-containing protein. Gene Ontology annotation, cellular component: plasma membrane. Bases 1 to 3726 code for a protein of 1241 amino acids. The transcript is spliced from 4 exons. Gene Ontology annotation, molecular function: protein binding; guanyl-nucleotide exchange factor activity. NCBI's taxonomy places the organism in Eukaryota, Fungi, Ascomycota, Sordariomycetes, Amphisphaeriales, Sporocadaceae. Gene Ontology annotation, biological process: positive regulation of GTPase activity; Ras protein signal transduction. The record is from RefSeq and is a predicted model, not a curated record.
AUGCUCAUGACCGUGAACCCUUCUUCAGCAUUGCGACACACACAAAGAGGCACCAACUACAACCUCCGCUCCCAACACCAACACGACCCCGACUCCGCUAUUGAUCUCCCCGACUCGGCCUCGGCCUCGUUGGCCCGCUCUAACGGCGAUCGCAACAUCCUCAAAUCCGCAUAUAGCACCAACAUGAACGGCAUAAUAGGUUCUGCCCCACAGGGCACUAUAUAUGUGAGGGCUCUCUAUGACUACGAAGCUGACGACCGGACGAGUCUUAGCUUCCACGAGGGCGAUGUUAUCCAAGUCAUUACUCAACUGGAGAGCGGCUGGUGGGACGGCGUGAUAAACGGGGUUCGAGGCUGGUUCCCGAGUAACUACUGCCAGAUAAUCACAGGUCCUGACGAGGUUCCGGAAGUUGCGCAGAAUGGAACAAUCGCGGCACAAGAAGAUGACUUCGAGGAUCAGGUCCGGUAUGAAGAAGAGGAGUUCGACGACGAGACCGAGUCGGACCAGGAUGAUUUUAAUGGCCUCCCCUUGGAAGGAACCAUCUCCAGCAGCACGAAAUCAGGAGGCGCAGACUUCUGGAUACCUCAAGCGACCCGCGAUGGAAGACUGUUCUACUACAACACCAUGACUGGCGAGAGCAGCAUGGAGCUACCGUUGGAAUCGCCAACAUCCAUCAAUGAAUCUGGACCGCGGGAUCGAAUGAACGUGAACAUGCCAGAAAAGACACGACCACCGCCAGAGAUGAUGGCAAGAGGACUCACGCAGGACGAAGACGAAGACUCGGAAGCAACCUCAGCAUCGGAGAUGGAUGGCGAAUCAAUCAUGAUGGCGUCCAGGGGUUCCAUGUCCUCGCGAGCACGACGCGCCUAUGCAAAUGAUGGCGUUGCCAUUGGAAUUUCCCCGGCACCUUCAAUGGACUCCAUGAACGGCGCAUCUCCGAUAACCCGUAUCAGAGGGGAUACCUUUAUCAACACAAACGUCCCCAUGGCCCUUGGAACUGGUCAAACACCUAUGCUAGCUUCAGCUACCUCGUUUACUGGCGCUAGCUUCAGCUUGCCACAAGCUGCCACGAUACCUCGCUCCUUCUUUGACGACGGAUCUACCUAUCCUCUGACAUGGACCAGGCUAGUUACGGAUAUGAAGAAGGCCAUCGACCGAUAUCGCGAUGCCAUCACGAGCAACAAUCGUUCCGAAUACGUAAGCCGCGCCGAGGACAUUUCGGAUCAUCUCCGCUUGCUGUUGGCUGCCGGCUCAGGGACCACAGAUAACCACUCGGGUCAGCCAUCCAUCAUCUCCACCAACAAGGCUCUAUAUCCACAUUUUAGAGACAUGAUGUCCAAGUUCUCCAAGCUAGUCAUCUCGUCCCACAUAGCCGCUGCAGACUGGCCGAAUGCCGAGUCCGUCCAAAAGUGCAUGCAAGAGGCGGACGGUGUCUUGAUGGGUGUAUUCAGCUUUGUCGAGGUUGCCAAGCAACAACGGGGAGAGGACAUUCCAAGACUAUUUCCUGGCUUCGUCAUCGGAAGCACAGUAGGUGGCAGUUGGCAGAACAACGGGCUUGGUCCUCGUGACCCCAUUACCUCAAACUUCCUCGACGACGAGCAGGAAGGGCUUGUUGAGCCAACCGCUGUGCUGGAUGGCAAGCUUUUGGAAAGGUUGGAUGAGCAAAAGAGGAUGCUGGUCUCCAGCAUCAGGGAACUUGAGAAAAACUUGACAGUCACAGAAAAGAUCAUCACCCCGUACAAGCAUGAAAUUAUUGGCAACAACAUCUGCGUAGCUGGUGGCAAGGUCAUGGAAACAUUCAAGCUUUGGGUCCAGAUGAUCGAGUCUAUCGACCUCUCGACGCUUGGGAACAACUUUCAGACACCCCAACUGGCCGACUACAGCACCUACAAGCAGAGCCUGUAUGAUAAUAUAUCGGAUCUCAUACUAGGAUGUCAGGCUGUCGCUGGCCCUCUUGGUGACGAGUGGGCUGAAGUACGGGGCGAAUCAUUGGAAGCUCGCCUUAAAUAUGUCGAACAAUGUGCACGUGCUCUGGAACAGAACUCUUCCCACAUCGGAUUCUCAUUGCAGCUUCUGUCAGAACAGGUCGCCGUCGCCUCCGUACAGAACAAUCAGUUCCGAGACGACACAUACCAGCGCGAGCAGCUCAGGAGAGGCGAGACUAUGCCAUAUAACCCGAUACAUUCCCGCACGGAGUCACGCACUAUGGCCAUGGGUGGUCGGCCGCCACUCGUCGCGUCGCAGUCAUUUACUGAAGGGGAUACCCCGACCAACAACUAUAGAAAGGGUGAUUUGUCAAAAGUGAGGAAGAUUUUGGGAGACGACCCCACGCCACAAGGCUCUAUACAACAAGCGGAGGAGAUGCCCCUGUUCUUGCGCCUCGAUCUUGAAAGCGAGUUGUCUUGGGACCUCAAAGCAUCCCCUCCUGCUGUCAAGGGUGGUACUCUGCUAGCUCUAGCAGAGCAGCUCACUCGCCACGACAAGCUAGACUCGAACUUCAACAACACUUUCCUACUAACAUAUCGCUCAUUCACAAGUGCACGUGAGCUGUUUGAGCUCCUAGUACAGCGCUUUAACAUACAACCCCCCGAGGGCCUUAGCAAUAGCGACUUCGACGUGUGGCGGGAUCGCAAGCAAAAGCCUAUUCGUUUCCGAGUUGUCAACAUUAUGAAGAGUUGGUUCGAUAAUUUCUGGCUGGAAGAGAACAACGAUGAGUCAAAGCACCUUAUCCGUGAUGUGUACCAGUUCGCGCGGGACACCGUCAAGUCCACAGAGACACCCGGUUCUGCACCACUAAUGGCGGUGCUCGACCAACGGUUGAGUGGCAAAGAGAUUUCUUCGAAACGACUAAUUCAGACUUUCAACAACAAUGUCCCUGCGCCUAUCAUGCCCAAGAACAUGAAGAAGCUCAAAUUUCUGGACAUUGACGUUACCGAGUUUGCUCGUCAACUAACCAUUAUUGAGUCCAAACUAUACGGCAAGAUUAAACCUUCUGAAUGUCUUAAUAAGACAUGGCAGAAAAAGGUCGGCGAAGGCGAACCUGAGCCGGCUCCGAACGUGAAGGCUCUAAUUCUCCAUUCUAAUCAAAUGACCAAUUGGGUGGCCGAAAUGAUCCUAGCUCAGAUGGAUGUCAAGAAGCGCGUGGUGGUCAUCAAACAUUUCGUUUCGGUUGCUGAUAAAUGCCGUACGCUUAACAAUUUCUCUACACUAACCUCGAUCAUUUCUGCCCUUGGUACAGCGCCGAUUGCCCGCCUCAAGAGAACUUGGGACCAGGUGCCGGCUCGCACUCAGGCCACGCUUGAGACGAUGCGCCGACUGAUGGCCAGCACGAAGAAUUUUGGUGAAUACCGCGAGGCUCUACAUGCGGCCAACCCGCCAUGCAUUCCUUUUUUUGGCGUAUACUUGACAGAUCUGACUUUCAUUGAGGAUGGUAUUCCAUCGAUUAUCAAGAAGACUAAUUUGAUCAACUUCGCCAAGCGUGCAAAGACUGCCGAGGUGAUCAGAGAUAUCCAGCAAUAUCAGAAUGCGCCAUACUCUCUCCACCCAGUCCCAGAUCUACAAGACUAUAUACUGUCCAACAUGUCGGCUGCUGGAGAUGUACAUGAGAUGUACGACAAGAGUUUGGUUGUAGAGCCACGCGAGCGUGAAGACGAAAAGAUUGUGAGGUACGUGGCAUUGCGGUCGCAACAAAUGGCAGCACUGCAGGGCCAACUAUCCUAUGGUUGA